Molecule: messenger RNA, 1171 nt
Organism: Arachis ipaensis
Lineage: Eukaryota; Viridiplantae; Streptophyta; Magnoliopsida; Fabales; Fabaceae
Source: RefSeq, a predicted model, not a curated record
AGUGCUUCAGUAAGUUCAUCACUAUGCCCAGCACCCACCAUAAGCCCUAACUUUCCUAAUCAACAUAAAAGGGGACACAAACGGCAGCAGGAGGUCACGGCGUUCAACUUCUGGUCUCGUUCGCGGUGCUGUCGGCGACGGGGCGGUGUUCCCUUUCAAAGGCGUCGGCGCGGUGCUCUCCUUCGCGGUCAUCAUCUCCACGGACGCUACUCCACGGCUUCUCCUCCCCUGUCUCGGCCCCAAGUACGUGGUCACCUUCGAGAAACCCUUCUCGUUCUUCCUCUUCUUCCCCUGUCUCACCUCCUCCUCUUUGCAACUUCACUCUCUCCGAUCAACGCUUUUGCCGUCGUAGCUCACCAAAGAAAGAUUGCUUCGGAGGAGUUUAAGGAACAUUAGUGGACAUUCUAGAACUUGAAGAUUACAAUUUGUUGAGCCAUGACUCUCAACUUAAUGGAAAACGGAGCAACUUAAAAGGCUAAAAGGCUGGUAAAAAAGUAUCAAGCUCAUGCAAAAGUUAAAGAAUUUGAAAUGAAGGAAGUAUCUUCUGCUGCAAAACUAGUUCGAAAUUUUAUAACCAAAGGUGAUAAAGGAAGUAAUCAAGCCAAAAUAGCACAACAGCCUAAAAGGAAGAUUUCAGAAAUUGGAGACAAGCAAAAUAGGGAGAAUUCAAUGGAAGGGAGAAAUAAAACACUUGUAGAAGUUGUUAUGAACCGGUCUUUGAGGUCUUCCCAUAACCAAGUGAGGAGUAAUGUUCAACUAGAAGAACAACCAAUUCCUAAGAAGAUGAAGAGCAAGGGAAAGUGUCCAGCAAUGGCUCUUGAUGCCUUUUUGCAUACAGAAGGAGUAGAAGUGGAAAGACAAGAGGAAGAUGACUUUGAGUCAUGUGGUGAGGAUGCUAGAGCUGCUGAAAAAGAACCAGCUAACUUGAUAAACUCAAAAAAUAACUUAAAGCGUCCAGCAAUGACUCUUGAUGCUUUUUUGGGUGACCAAAGAAUUCAUGUGGAAAGAGAAGAGGAACAUAUUGAAGUUCCAACUACUGAGGAUGCUAGAUCUAGGCCAUCCCCGAAUUAUGGAGAAAAUGUUCAAUUCCCCUAUGAGGAAGAUUAUGUUGGUGAACAUGAAAGUGACAAUUUUGAUGUGGAAGGAGAUUAAGUUAUGGAAGAGGCUCAUG